AUGGAAAGAAAACAAGUAGGAAAGGAAAUGAGAAAGUCCAUCCAAGUCAAUUCCCUGAAAAUAUUCGCGUCACUCCGAGCGCUCCUCUUCGCGUUCCGUUCGACCGGCGGCGGUUUCGGCGCUCGCGGAAGCUACGACGGCGGCGACGGACUGACUCGCGUCGCGGCGGCGGCGUCGGCGGGAUGCACAACGUUCCUAAUAUUUUUACAAGACAAAAUAGAACUUGCUACGUUAGCACUUGGAAAUACUAUCAGUAUAGUGCCAACUUCUUCAAAGAUGGAUAAAGAAAAAGUUAACGAAAUUACUGUACAUUUUGGCGAACCUAUGAUGUUGGAAACGGAAGAUUGCCUUAAUGAGACGACUCCUGAUGAAGAGAAUAAUGUUUCGGUUGAAGUGAACGAAACUAAAACUGAUGGAUCAGUCGAACUCAAAGAAUUCAAAGACAACUUGAAAAAGAUUAUCAGCUUCGUGGAAUCUCAUCCAGCACUAUUGCCUAUUGUGACGAAGUUCAAUAGGCAGAUGAAGAAAAUGGACAGCGAAGCUUCGUUCUAUGCUCUAUGUUCCUCGUUUACUAGUCAAAGUCUUACAUUGCUAGAAGAACAUCUGCUUACAGAGAUUGUUCCUACCAACUAUCAAAUAGAUGCAACCCUCCUGAAACUGAUGCAAGACCGAGAUAACAGAGGCAAGCAGAUUCUAGAAAACUUAGAUGAGAAUGACUUACGGCAAUUGUACACUGAACAUUUCCAUAGCUACGAUGAGUUCCGGCUGGUAUUGGAAGGAUGCGGAUACUACGAUGUCCGUGAUAAGUUCGACGAAUGGAUAAGAAUUGAAUUGAUUCCUGGAGAUUUAAUUGUGAUACCUGGUGGAUGUUAUCAUAGAUUCACUGUAGAUAAACAGAGAAUAUUCACAGGAGUGCGAAUACUGAAAGACGGAGUAUAUCAAGCUCAUAAUCGUCCUUCUGAUAAACUCAACUGUAGAAAAGAUUAUAUAAAGAAGCUAUAUAAUGGUGCCUUCUUGGAAACGGAAGAAAAACAAGAAUAA
Messenger RNA from Phaedon cochleariae (mustard beetle), 1041 nucleotides. NCBI's taxonomy places the organism in Eukaryota, Metazoa, Arthropoda, Insecta, Coleoptera, Chrysomelidae. The record is from the annotation of a GenBank genome assembly.